Molecule: messenger RNA, 702 nt
Organism: Heterostelium album PN500
Lineage: Eukaryota; Evosea; Eumycetozoa; Acytosteliales; Acytosteliaceae
Product: phosphoglycerate mutase family protein
Exons: 3
Coding region: 1-702 (233 amino acids)
Cellular component (GO): cytoplasm
Molecular function (GO): phosphatase activity
Source: RefSeq, a predicted model, not a curated record
AUGAUUCAACAAGAAGACAAUCAAGAAGUUCCUUUAAUUCAAGAGAAUGGAGCUUCCUUAAAGAAGAUCUAUUUGAUUCGUCAUGGACAAUCUACUUUCAAUGCCGCCUACCACGCCAACGGCCAGAAGGAUCCAUAUUUAUUCGAUGCGCGUCUGACAGAGUUGGGUGAGCAACAAGCCAAUGGAUUGGCCAAAAUCGUCGACGAAUCUCUAACCGAUAUAGAAUUGAUCGUUUCAUCACCAUUGUCAAGAGCACUCGACACUACAAGAAGAGGAUUUUCAAAUUUAAUUUCACAAAAAAAUAUAAAAACAGUGGUUAUUCCAUAUCACGCAGAAACUGUAAAGACAAGUGAUGACAACGGUCGUCCAAAGUCGAUGGUGCAGAAAGAGUUCCUCGACUUUGACUUGUCGCACAUCGAAGAGAGAUGGUGGUACUUACCAACAGAGAUAAAGAGCGAUUUCACAAUUGAUACAGAAGAAUAUUUUAAGACUAUUGGAUAUCAAGAGCCACAAGAAUCUAUUUUAAAGAGAAUAGCAAUAUUUAAAGAAUGGUUGUUACAAAGAGAAGAGAACUGUAUUGCAGUUGUAGGUCACUCUGAUUACUUUUAUAAUCUUUUCGACGGAAAGUUACCAAACUUUAAGAACUGCCAGGUAUUGGAAUGGCAUAUCAACACUAACCAAACUAAAUUCUUAACUUCUUAA